AUGAUAAUCAUCAUCAUCACCUCUGUUUCUAUUAUUUUUGGUUGUUGUUGUUGUUUUGUGUGUGUGUCAUCUUGUUUCUUUUCUUUGGAUUCUGGUUUUAUUCUCUUGGGCGAUUUUUUUUUUUUUUUUUUGCAAAAGGUGGCUGUGAGGUGGAGGGAGCCAAUGGCAAUUCGAGGGUUUGCUGCUCGGUGUGUCUCGCGCCUCACCACACGCAACAGCCCGAUCCAGGGGGAGAUGCAGCAAAAGCGCUGUGUCAUGAUGUUUACUGCUCCGCGCUGGGGAUCGUUUAAGUAUCGCCACACACGAACCAUCCCCGACGACGCCGUUAACCCUUUGACGACUCCAACGAAAAUUGAUGCGGGUACUUUACACAUUGUCUCUGUUCCUAUUGGCAAUUUGAAAGACUUUUCUAUCCGUGCACUUGACGUUCUUAAACAGGUUGACUACAUUGUUACGACGGAUAGGCCAGCCACCAAGACACUAUUGGAAUUGGUCCAUAUUGAGGCUCAAGGUCGUCUUAUUCAUUACUCCCGCAGCAAUCGUACGGCAUCCAAAGACAAACUUGUGGAACUACUAAGAGGAGGGAGAAGCAUGGCGCUGGUUUGUACAAGUGGGACACCAUGUGUCGGUGACGUGGGCAGUGAGUUGGUUCGGGAGAUGCAGUCAGAAGGAGUGCGUGUAUCGGCAGUGCCUGGCCCAUGUGCAUUGACAUGCGCCCUGGCAGUUUCUGGCGUCACUUUCUCCCCGUACGAGAGCGACAAGUCGUCUUCCACGGCGAUGCAAGCCGAAAGUCCUUCAUUAUCUUCUUUGCGUUCUCUUCGUGACGGAUCGUUCUUCUUUGGAAACAUGCUGCCGGAGUCGCAUGGAGCACGCCUUCGCAUUCUUCGAAAUACCGUCCGGCAGGCUAAUUACCCCUGUUUAUUUUACGAGAUUCCUCGGCGAUUAUUGCUUGUUCUGCAAGACAUAGCUUUGGUGUUGCCAAGGCGUCGCGUUGUUGUUGCCCACGAAUUAACCAAAAUGAACGAGUCACUGCAUGCGGAUACUGCAGUCAAACUGCUUGCCUUCUACUCACGCCAGGAAGCAAACAUGAUGCUCAAGAAAGGGCAGCUGGUGCUCAUCAUUGACGGUCCUGAUGCCGAUGAGACGCAGGAGUACUUGCAGAGAGAAGCGGAAAAAAGACGGCGAUUACGGCGAGAAGUCACGGAGUUGGUUGGUGAGCGUUGCGACGAGAAGGAUUCGUGCAACCGAAUUGCUCAACCAAAGGUCCGAAGCAGACGUGAGCUAAUUCGAAGGAAACGUCGCAAGCGGCUUAUUGCGAAGAUUGAGAAGGAGCAAGAAAAGAUUCGAAUGAUCAUGAAAAUCAACCAGACCGAUGCGUCCAGGGUGUAA
Molecule: messenger RNA, 1389 nt
Organism: Trypanosoma cruzi
Lineage: Eukaryota; Euglenozoa; Kinetoplastea; Trypanosomatida; Trypanosomatidae
Exons: 1
Coding region: 1-1389 (462 amino acids)
Molecular function (GO): methyltransferase activity
Source: RefSeq, a predicted model, not a curated record